AAAGGAGCCUACGGGGUGGUGCAGGCCUGAUACCAUGGCACUCAUUCACUACUCCAACAGCUACAUCCCUUGUGACGAUGACGACUUGUUACAGCAGAAAACCGUCAACUUCGACUACAUUAUCUGCUACAACGGCACCAACUACACCUCGGACGACGUGAGCCAGUUUCCCAUCCCGAUUGACUUGUGGUACGUGAAGCCCUGGUGGGAAAUCACCGUCAAGGUGAUAUUAUUUCUGCCAGUCGUCUUCGGAGGUAUCAUGGGCAACGCUGCCAUUCUCAACGCUGUCCGCAAGAACCGGCUUUUGAGGCUGGCACCGAUGAACAUUUACAUUGCCAACAUGGCGGCGUGCGACCUCUGCGCCCUGAUCAUCGGGCCCUGGCUACUCAUCUGUAAUGAUUCCUUUCAGAACUACGUGCUCGGACCUUUCUUCUGCAAAACUGAGGGUUUCGUCCAAAGCUCUCUUCUAUUGGGCGGUGUCUUCAGUCUCAUAGCAAUCAGCGCCGACAGGUUUGUGGCCAUCGUGUUCCCAAAGAAGAAGAAAAUGAGCAUGCCAAUGGCGUGGUGCGUCGUCGCCACAACUUGGAUUUUGGGAAUUUCUAUUUCGGUGCCUCUGGUCCUAUUUAGGAAAUACAGGGAAAGACAGUGGCUCGAUUUUUUGGAAAAAUACUGCACUGAAGAUUCAAUUUUAUCUGUAUACUGGACCAUAAUGAUUUCCCUUUUGGUUUGGCUACCUUUAUCAGUGAUGCUGAUUUGCUACUCGGCUAUAUUUUUAAAGCUGACGCAUUACGCGAAGCAGACAAGAGCAAGUACGAUUAAUUCCACAAGGGACUUCAGGACACGGGUAACCAGAAUGGUUCUCAUACUUGUUUUAGUUUUCAUUGCUUGCAGAGUGCCAUUUACUGCUAUGAUUUACGUGCGAAAUAACAAUACCCAAAAGAUAGGAUUGGAUUUCCGUAUCUUGUGGUGGGUGGCCCAUUACCUAAUUUACACAAAUGCUGCCAUCAAUCCGCUCAUAUACGGCAUGACCAAUGACGGCUUUCGCAGAGCGAUCCAGAACACUUAUUCCUGUAGGUCAGAACCAGAAGAGAGCCCCGAACCAACAGCUCAAAAACAAACAAAUCAAAUGGAAAAGCGUGAGUCAAGCAGGGCGCUUGAACCAAGAGAACCCUACCACGUAGAACCUUGCUGGCGACCUAAUGGGGUUAAUAGUGAAAAUUGUCCUCCAAAUAAUAUAUCUACAGUGUUUACAAUCGGAGAUACAGUUCCAACAAGUAGCACUGAAUAG
This is a messenger RNA of Cloeon dipterum, 1288 nucleotides long. RefSeq names its product neuropeptide FF receptor 2. Gene Ontology annotation, biological process: G protein-coupled receptor signaling pathway. The coding region runs from base 35 to 1288 and encodes 417 amino acids. The record is from RefSeq and is a predicted model, not a curated record. Gene Ontology annotation, molecular function: neuropeptide binding; neuropeptide receptor activity. Gene Ontology annotation, cellular component: plasma membrane; neuron projection. The transcript is spliced from 5 exons. Lineage: Eukaryota; Metazoa; Arthropoda; Insecta; Ephemeroptera; Baetidae.